CCGAAAGUCGUAGAAACGCAGUUUUAUCUGGGAGCAAGAAACGUAGCUCUAAUUUAUGGCUUAAUUACUGUUCCGACCGCUUUCUUCGGAAACUUGGCCGGUGAGUCUUGAACGUUGUUUUCUUAUCUUUCACCGUAGUGCCUCAAAUAUUGUCCGCGCGGCAUCAACUGUCUCAGACCGAACAGCCUGUUUUGCCGGUUGUUUUGACCGAGGCUCUUUGUAGUCUGGGGAUUUCCAGACCUCUUCAAUGUGCACUAAACCGGACGUUUUUUGGCGUCAUCAGAAGGAAGAGCGAGCAACUCCCUUGUGUCUAUGCAACAGCAUUUUCAUGGACCAAUUUAUUUUCAGAUCGAUAUGACUGAAAUAAGUCGUACAAAUCAGUCAUCAAACACCUUAGGCUAGAAAAUAGUAUUUCGAAUGUUUUGAUAGCAUUUAUGCACGCAUACGGAACUGUGCUUUCAUUUUCGCGAGAAAAAGUGCUUCAAAAUGAUGCUAAGAAUAACUUGAACUAUGAAAACGCCGUUGCAUAGGCUAAGUAUGGGAGUUGCACACUUCUGACUAUGGGCUUCUAUCUUGGAAAGGUUCGUUGGUUAUCUGCUGUUGACUUAUAGUUUAGGUAUUGAUCAUUCGCUCGCACUCGUUUGUUUUAUAAAUUACAGUAGGGUCAAAUUAAAAAUUAAUGUAGGAGGUGGAAUUCGAAAAACCUUCUUCUUGCAAGAAGACGUGAAACGUAUGUCCCUACGUUGUUGUUGUUGUUGUUGUUUUUUUUCAGGGUCAUACAUAAACAAACGCCUGAAAUUAAACACGACUCACUCGGCCAGGAUGUGUUUUAUUGUCUCGUUACUUGGUUUUCUCCUUACCACCUUGAUGUAUAUCAAAUGCGAGACACCAUCCAUUCCUGGUGUGAACACAUCGUAUCAAAAAAGGUAAAAAGACUUAUUUCCUUUAUUUGUCAUUUCUCAUACUUCUUCUGUCUUCUCCUUGGCCAGACUCCCUUACGCUUCCCUUUAACAUCGUCAAACUUCAAGUGGUCUAUCAAGCAUCAGACUCAGUGUUUCAUCACCAGAUGAAAUACCAAGAAGAAGCACUGUGUCGAAUGCCUGAUAUUACUUCUCAAACAAAAUUAUUCUUUUAUUUUCUAUAUUUUUUAUAGCCGUCCCUCGAUUAAUCGCCUCCCUCCGUCAAUAAUAUUCCCCCCGCCUUAUUUAAGAUAAUCGCCUCCCUCGAAUAAUCGCCCCUCACCCCUCUCGCCAUCUUCUCUUCCUUUUAUACCCUCCCUGUCGAGGUGAAGUGGAUUCUGAUCCAGCAAAACGGAUCAUUGACGAUUCAAGCUCUGACGCCGAGGAUAUUGACAUUGAAAAUUAAUCAAGGAACCAAAUUUGUAACACUUAGUAAAAAAGCCGAGUUUAUUUGAUGUGAUCAUUAUUUAAUUUAAUAAGAUAAUAAAACAAAAUAUUUAAGGCACGACUUCCAGUGAGUAAUGUUUGAAAUAAUCGCCUCCCUCGAAUUAUCGCCCCCGCCUAUUAUUCAGGAAAUACGGUAUAUUCUUCUGAACAGCUCGCCGGGCCCGCCCCAGCUUUCCUCACCUUGUAACCAGGCCUGUAACUGCAGUGUGGUAAGCUAUUCCCCUGUGUGCGGAAGGUCGCUGACCUAUUUUUCACCUUGCCAUGCAGGGUGCACGAUCGCAAGCAAAACGCAGGUACCGUACCUUUAAUAUAUUCAUUCCAAAAUAAGGUACAACCCGUUUAUAGCAAAAUUUAAAAAAUCACGAAAAAUCGCCCAAAAUGCUAAUAAUUGAGGACUUGUUACGAUCGUUUGUUUAGGAGCUGCUCGUAAAGUCUCUCCUGAUUGGACCCAGAAAACAAUAACAUGUCAUUCUUUCAAUUGCUUCAGUGUUGUUUGGGGUCAGGGUUAGGCACCAUUGGUGACUUUUCUGAGCAGCUGCUACAUGAGCCGUUACGAUUGCUGAAGCUAGGAAGUGACACCAAUUCAAUUCAAUUCUUUACUUUACACUAUACAAGACAUUUACAAGUUGUAUACAAGUAGUAGGAAAACAAAAUAGAUGAUAAGUAAUUAUCAAGUUAAAAAGAGAUAAUGUACGCAUGUGUACAGUGUCCAAAAUAGCCUGAAAUUCAUCCGAUUGCUUCGAGUCGUUUUCUCCUCUUACUGAGGGAGUAAUAACGACUCGAAGUAAUCGGAUGAAAUUCAGGCCAUGUCCAAAAGGAGUAAGAGCUUUCUAGUUGGACGCCGUCACGUUAAGACCAGAAAUAUUAAGGCACCCAUAAAAUUUCUUUCAGACUGGUUCCUGGUCGUACUCCAACUGCACCUGCCUGGCAGAUAUCGGUCAGUUCCCAGGAGAAGUGAAUAAAGGCAUCUGUCUGGUUGACUGCAGGGUCAAGUUCACUUUGUUUUUGACUCUCAUCUGUGCGACAGUAUUCCUAACGUUUUUAAAUUAUACUCCUGCGCUGAUUGUCACCUUGAGGUUUGCACUGUUUGUAGUAAUAUAUUUUUUUAACAUUUCCUCUAUGAAGAAACACCCCAGAUUCAACCCUGCUGCCAAGCUUUCCAGUCAGUCACGUUUUUACUUUCUUCAUUCCACAUUGAUAGCUUUCUUGCAUUUCUUGCUGUUAUGGGCUCCUGACAUCACCCACAAUACACCUUGUUUGCCCCCAAAACUUUGCCUAACCUUUGUUUUUUAUUUCUCCUGGGUAUAUAUUACAGUGGUCCCAAGAGAAAUAAAAGAGAAAGCUUAUGCCAAAUGUUGGGGGCAAAACAAGGUGUAUUAUGGGAGAUAUGCAAAUGUUGAAUGGUCUGAAGGGUGUAACGCUUGACUGGUUUUCGUCAUUCCUAUCUACUAGGCCACAGAGGGUAUGCAGUAAAGGGGUGUGUACUUAUUCCCAGUUGUGUUAGGCUUACCUCGAAGAAAAAUAAGACACUGACUUCUCUAUUUUCUAAACAACGUAUUCACGAGUUCCCCAUAGUUUUAACCAGAGGGUGGUGGUGGUGGUGGUGGUGGUGGGGGGGGGGGGAUGGGGUGGAGUAGAGGGGUGGAAGAGACGAGGCCUGGUACCAAGAAACGAUGUUGCAAAGCGGUCACGCCUGCGUGGUGGUCAGCGGAUAAUUGCAGUAUUUUUCUCACAGUAAAUAUUUUAAUAGAAGCGAGAAGCGAACUACCCUGCGAGCAGAGUCCACAUUUUCGCUGCGUGAAACCUGAAAUUCGACAUGUAAAUAAGACAACGAAGGUUUUAGACUGUAGUUCUUGGACUGUAUGUUUUCAUCAAUGUGGGUCAUUGUGUUAGGUUUCAACGGUCUUUCUUUUUUUUUCACUUUUCAGGAGUGUACCAAAGGCUCAAGAGUCAUACGCGCUAGGACACCAGAUGACCCUUAUGAGAGUUUUGGGUGCCAUUCCAGGCCCGAUCGUAUAUGGAGCCUUAAUAGACCAAACGUGUAUUCUAUGGAGCUCAAAGUAACUAUCGCCCUUAGUCGUCAGCUCUCGUUUUAUGUCAUUUUAGAAUCACAUUAAGCAGAUUUUUCAGGCUACAACAGCAAAUAGAAUCAAAAAUGAGUGCGUGCGAAAGUCUCGCGGCACUGGUACCUUGCGCAUGCCCGCAAGUCCCUACUUCGCACGCUAUUCUGCGCUUGGGUUUAAGUGCCUAUCACCUAAAAUUUUUUAUUUUCUUAUCUGAAACUACACCUUAUUAAAAUAACUUCUGCGAAGUUUGAACCAAAGGCGAUUUUUUAAGAAUUUUUUAAAAACGUUCAAAUUUGCCGGCAUUUUGGCACAUCAUUCGUCUUAGUCUUCUUUCGGGGUAUGACGUACUUUAAGGAACACGUGACUUUAUCGACAGGAAAACAGUAAAAGUUCUGGUAGGUUUUUCUGUUUCAGGAAAAAUUUUCUUCUUGCGAAGACAUUGCGAUUCACUCCUUACUUGUAAUUGAUCUUUUUUGUGCUGUUGAAGGAAAGGUAAUGCGAGUUCCUUAAUUUACGUCACAUGACGUCAUAUAUGAGUCUGCUAGUUUGCGUGAUCAGCGGCGCGGGUGUACCGCAAAAAUGUGGACUUCAAAAAUUGGUUAAAAAAUCGCGUUUUGUUGAAAUGGAAAAUUUUUUUCGCAGAAGGUAUUUUAAUAAGGUAUAGUUUAAGAUUAAAAAAUAUAAAAUUUUAGGUGAUGGGCACUUUAAGUAAUGGGCGUACUACAAAGGUUCGUCUUGUCUGACUAUUCCAAUGCCUUUAAAUGGUAUUCAGGUGAAUCUUUGCUGACGUCCUUGUUUAAAUUUUUUUUCACUAGCAUACGGGUUAGCCCAUAGAAGACGUCCCCGUAUACACAAAUCAGGUUCAAAAGUUGAAAGAGCUGAUUAAUUUGAACAGUUUGUGCAAUUUCCAGCUCUUUGUGAUUCAGAACAAAGGAACUAGCAGCAAUAAAAAUUUGCAAAAUUGCUGGGUGGCAAAACAUUAAUGAGCCCAUAUAUUCUUUGCAAAGUUUGGGAUUUUUCAAAGAGAAUUUCUUUGGAAAAGGCUGUUGACCCACAUAUGCAGUCACUGUGACUUUCCACGCUUAUUCCAUUUUUCAAGAAUGACAAAUACACCGGGCGAAUCUGCUUAAGUCAAAGUGAACUGCCCUCGGGCCAAAAGACCUGAUCUCGUCUCACGCAAGCUCUGUCGAAGUGGUGGCAACAAAUCAACCCACACAGCAGUGAGAGAGUGAGAAGAAAAGAAAAACGGGUAAGAAAGGUUAAGAACACCUUAGUGAAACUUUUUUCAUUGCAGGUGCGGAAAACAGGGAUAUUGCCUGGAGUACGACCACAUUGGACUAGCAAAGGUAGUGCUAGGAGUUUCAUUGGCGGUGAAAUUUCUUACCACCGCGUGUUUUGCUCUCUCGUGGUUCUUUUGUCGGCGGCGCGGCGAAGGGAACAACUCAACAGACCUGAAUGACAAGGAC
Molecule: messenger RNA, 4938 nt
Organism: Porites evermanni
Lineage: Eukaryota; Metazoa; Cnidaria; Anthozoa; Scleractinia; Poritidae
Source: the annotation of a GenBank genome assembly